GCUAUCACAUACGAUUAGUUUACCUUUGACUAGUCUCUUGUUGUAAUAAAAAUCAUUUCUUUUCUUUUAUAUUUUUCUUGUUUUCUUCUACAGCUAACAAGCCCCAAGAUUACAAUUUUCUCAUUUCUUCUCUCUCAAAUCCUCCUAAACAAUCACUCCUUCAAGCAAUUCAACAAGUUCUACAUCUGAUUAUAUAUACAUAUUGAUGUUUUGUGUGGAUUUUCAUGUGGCUUCAAGUGGAUGAUGGCAGUACUUCCUCAAAAUUCAUUUUAGGGCUUAUAACUUCCUGUCUUGGCUCCCUUUCCAUUCUUGUGACUUGAUAUAAUGGCUGAUAGCUGGGAUGGAAGUUUUGACCACGGUAGCCAGUCAGAUGAUAGCCAUCAAUUUGAUAGAUUUCACAUAGAGCCUAUCUAUGAUGCUUUCAUCUGCCCUCUCACAAAACAAGUGAUGCGUGAUCCUGUAAGUCUGGAAAAUGGGCAAACCUUUGACCGAGAAGCAAUUGAGAAAUGGUUCAAGGAGUGCAAGGAGAGUGGAAGAAAGCUGAUUUGCCCUAUAACACUAACAGAGUUAAGGACCACAGACUUAAACCCAAGCAUUGCUUUGCGCAACACAAUUGAAGAAUGGAAUGCUAGGAAUGAAGCUGCUCAGCUUGAUAUGGCUCGCAGAUCAUUAUUUGUUGGCAAUGCAGAAACUGAAAUUUUGCAAGCUUUGAAGUUUAUCCAGCACCUUUGCCAAAACAAUCCAUCAACAAGGCAUGUUAUUCGUAACGCAGAGCUGAUACCUAUGAUUGUUGAUGUGUUAAAGAGCAGCAGUCGCCGUGUAAGGUGUAAAGCUUUAGAGAUUCUUCGCAUUGUAGUAGAAGAAGACGAUGAUAAUAAGGAAAUUUUGGCUGAAGGGGACACAGUACGAACCAUAGUCAAGUUUUUGUCACAUGAACUAUCUAAAGAGAGGGAGGAAGCAACAUAUUUGCUCUAUGAGCUUUCAAAAUCUGAAUUUUUAUCUGAAAAGAUUGGUUCUGUCAAUGGAGCAAUCCUUAUAUUAGUAGGAAUGGCUAGCAGCAAAUCAGAAAAUGUCGUGACUGUUGAGAAAGCUGAUAAAACUUUAAAAAAUUUGGAGAAAUGUGAGAAUAAUGUAAAGCAGAUGGCCGACUAUGGUAAAUUGCAGCCUCUCCUGACAUUAAUCCUUGAAGGUCCUCCAGAGACCAAACUGUCCAUGGCAGUAUACCUUGGUGAGCUAGUUCUUAAUAAUGAUAUGAAACUCUUUGUGGCUAAAACUGUUGGUUCAUCGCUGAUCAAUCUUAUGAGAGUUGGUAGCAUGCCAUCUCGAGAAGCCGCCCUGAAGGCUUUGAAUCAGAUAUCAUCUUUUGAAGCAAGUGCUAAGGUCUUAAUCGAGGCAGGUAUACUGCCCCCUCUUGUAAAGGAUCUUUUCACUGUUGGUUCCCAGCAGCUUCCCAUCCGACUAAAGGAGGUUUCUGCUACCAUUCUUGCAAAUAUUGUGAAUUCAGGUUCUGACUUUGAAUCUAUCCCAGUUGGUCCUGAUCACCAAACUCUGGUCUCAGAGGAUAUAGUUCACAAUCUACUCCAUCUUAUUAGCAACACUGGACCACAAAUAGAAUGCCAACUAAUUCAUGUCCUUGUCGGACUCACCAGUUCACUCACCACUGUACUCAGUGUCGUUUCUGCUGUCAAAAGCUCUGGUGCCACUAUCAGUUUGGUGCAGUUUAUUGAGGUUCCACAGAAGGAUCUUCGCGCAGCUUCCGUGAAGCUUCUUAAAAACUUGUCUCCACACAUGGGCCAGGAGCUAGCUGAGUGUAUACGUGGUCCAUCUGGCCAGCUAGGUUACCUUGUUAAAAUCCUAACAGAGAAUAUUGCUAUAACCGAAGAGCAAGCAGCAGCUGCUGGUCUUUUAGCUGAUUUACCAGAAAGGGAUAUGGGCCUCACUCGGCAGAUGCUUGAUGAAGGUGCAUUUCCAUUAGUUAUCUCUAGAGUGGCCAGGAUCCGGCAGGGAGAGACUAGAGGCAAUCGCUUUAUGACCCCAUAUCUUGAAGGGCUUGUUCGGGUUCUUGCAAGGAUUACCUUUGUAUUAGCCGAUGAACCUGAUGCAGUUUCAUUCUGCCAGGAGCACAAUCUUGCUUCUGUAUUCACUGAACUGCUUCAGGCAGCCGGACUUGACAGUGUACAAAUGGUUUCAGCCAUUGCUUUGGAGAAUCUAUCUCAUGAAUGCAAAAAUUUGACCAGGUUACCUGAGUUGCCAUCUCCUGGUUUCUGUGUGUCUAUAUUUCAAUGCUUUAGCAAUAAACCUGUCACAACUGGAUUAUGCCAAGUUCACAGAGGGACCUGUUCACUAAAAGAAACAUUUUGUCUAUUGGAAGGACAGGCUUUGGAGAAGCUAGUGGCCAACCUCGAUCACACAAAUGAGAAGGUAGUUGAGGCAUCACUGGCAGCAAUGUCAACUUUAUUGGAAGAUGAAGUUGAUAUCGAAAACGGGGUUUCUGUACUUUGUGAGGCAGAGGCAAUCAGGCCUAUACUUGAUGUCUUAAUUGAAAAACGGACAGAGACUUUGAUGAGGAGGGCAGUUUGGGUUGUCGAGAGGCUUUUGCGGACUGAUGAUAUAGCAUAUGAAGUGUCCGGUGAUCCAAAUGUCAGCACGGCUCUUGUUGAUGCUUUUCAGCAUGGUGACUACAGAACACGACAGAUUGCUGAGCACGCUCUAAAGCAUGUUGACAAGAUACCGAAUUUCUCUGGUAUUUUUCCAAAUUUGGGACAGUAGAGUUUCGUGUUGUCCUCUUGUCAGUGAUCAGCAAAUGCAAGGACCUGUUGAAUUUUUGACUCAUUUUAUAGAUUCUGGAAUUGACCCAAGUUUGUAAUUUGUGAAUAAGAUACUGGUAGAUAGUUUGUUUUCCUGGAAUUACUCAAAAUUCUCAUCAAUGUUGUUUAUGCUGGUAUUUUUUUGAUUACCCUGUAUUUUUGUAUACUUAGUGCGUGAAUGUGUAAUUAAUUAUUUCAUCAGUUGGAGUUUUUCGUGGUUUUGCA
Molecule: messenger RNA, 3032 nt
Organism: Daucus carota subsp. sativus
Lineage: Eukaryota; Viridiplantae; Streptophyta; Magnoliopsida; Apiales; Apiaceae
Product: U-box domain-containing protein 44
Exons: 4
Coding region: 325-2769 (814 amino acids)
Biological process (GO): protein ubiquitination
Molecular function (GO): protein binding; ubiquitin-protein transferase activity
Source: RefSeq, a predicted model, not a curated record